This is a messenger RNA of Mytilus trossulus (common blue mussel), 6616 nucleotides long. Its product is annotated as eukaryotic translation initiation factor 2-alpha kinase 1-like. Gene Ontology annotation, molecular function: ATP binding; eukaryotic translation initiation factor 2alpha kinase activity. The record is from RefSeq and is a predicted model, not a curated record. The transcript has 18 exons. Bases 201 to 2327 code for a protein of 708 amino acids. Gene Ontology annotation, biological process: protein phosphorylation. Gene Ontology annotation, cellular component: cytosol; cytoplasm; nucleus. NCBI's taxonomy places the organism in Eukaryota, Metazoa, Mollusca, Bivalvia, Mytilida, Mytilidae.
GAGGGGAAAAUUUCACCACUGGAAUUUUCAAUUGACAACUUAAUAAUUUCACUUUAAAAAACCAUGAUAUUAUUAGAAUAUUCAGGAACAUGGAACUGCAUGCAUGAAGACAUGGAGAAAGAACUGAUGUUGGAAUCUCAGAAAGUAACAUAUAAAACAACUGCUCUGCUCUCACUUAUGGUACACACCUGGUUAUUUUUAUGAAUAUUAUGGAUCAGAACAAUGACGAGAGCAUGAAAUCCAGAAUUUCAAAGAGUUUUCAGCGAUACAAGCCCACUUCAAUCAAAACCUUUGAUGACUCAGACAUAGCCAGUAUGACUUCCAGCAAAGAGAGCCGCAAGGAUGUACCUAAUGCCUGUAACGGAGGACUUGUGCCUAGAACUGUCCCAUCACAUCUUUUAAUGAUAUCUAUACUAGAACAAUUGUGUUUUAUGUAUGCUCAAGAUGAAGAAAAAGGGAAAGAACUGUUCAAAGCCAUAAGCAGCCAUCUUGCCCGACUGAAUGUUGUACCAGCGUUGACUACUAUAGAUGAGAUGUACAGUGUUAGAUCACAAUACAGACUGUUUAUGGACCAUGUAUUACACACAGCCAUGCUGAAAAUAGACAAGACCAGGAGAGCUCUUCCUUCACCGACAUCACCCAUGGAACAGAUUAAAAGACUGAGUCCACAGACUUCUAUGGUACCUACUGAGGAUUUACUACAGAUCCAAACAUCCAGAUAUAAAACAGAGUUCUCAGAAGAAGAAAAGAUAGGCAAAGGAGGCUUUGGAUCUGUCUAUAAGGCAAAACACAAAUUAGAUGGGAGAUUAUAUGCCAUAAAAAAGAUAAAGUUCAAGCAUUCACAACCAGAUGUCUGGAUGAAGGUAUUGAGAGAAGUGAAAGCUUUGGCCAAUCUACAGCACCCUAACAUAGUAGGAUAUAAUGCUGCAUGGUUGGAAUAUUCAACAGACUUCAGACCUGAUAUUCCUGGUACUAAAGUUGUAUCUUCAGAGGAGAGUAUUUCCAGUAGAGAGAGCAGAAUAAAUCAUUCCAAAUCUACAGAUUUUGGUGACAGCAUUAUAUUUGAUUCUCAUGUUAAAUUUGACAAUGACUAUUCAAUGGACAACAACCCCAGCAGCCUACCUAAACUGGUUGAAUUAACAGAUGGUUGGGAACCAGUUGAAAUCGUGUCACAGUCUGAAUACUGUGAAGCGUGUGAAAUGCUCAGAGGGAAAGAAAGUAAAUACACAAACAGUGGUAGUGGAGAUAAAGUUAUUCAUAAAACUGUUCCAAAACAUAGCUGUACUUCAAAAUUCUUUGAAUCUGAGUUUAAUGAAAAGACAAGUAAUUUUGGACAAGCAUGGGACGAUGUAUCACAUAUUGAUACCUUCUGGGAUAGACCUGGUAGAAUUAGGAGGAGUAUCAGCUGUGAUUGUUUAACAUGUAAAAAUAAGUUACAUGACCAUUCUCAUGAAAAACAGGUUAUGUUGGGCUACCAUCAUUACAGUGAGGAUAACAUUCAUUCCAGAAUUCAUGUAACAUUAUUUAUACAAAUGGAAUUAUGUAGUGUGACACUCAGGGAAUACAUGCAGAAAAGAAAUACUCAAUGUUCAUCUUUUCUUGAGUUUAAGACAAAUGCAGCAGCUAACAUGAGGAUAUUCAAACAGCUAGUUAAAGGAGUAGACUUUAUUCAUUCCAAUGGUCUGAUACAUAGAGAUCUGAAACCCAGAAAUAUAUUCCUCCAAGGUCAUCUACUUCAUGUAAAGAUAGGUGACUUUGGCUUAGCUAAAGAUGACUUGAGAAAUUCUGGACGAGAGGAUGCUUUGUUAACACCAUCACCCUUGGAAUGUCCAGAUAAAUUUUAUUGGGAUACACAUACAACGGGAGUUGGAACAUCAACUUAUGGGGCUCCUGAACAACUGCAGGGAUCUGUUUAUACUAAUAAGAGUGACAUAUACAGUUUGGGUGUGAUAUUAUAUGAAUUGUUUCAUUGGUUUAAAACUGACAUGGAAAAGUAUAAAAGUUUAGAAUUGCUGAGACAAGGAGAAAUAGAUGCACAGCUUAUACAACAUUGGCCAGAACAAGCAAAGGCUGUGAUUCAAAUGACCAAUAGUGUGCAUUCAGACAGACCAACAACAAAGGAAUUAUUACAAAGUGAAUUGUUUUUAACCAAGGAACAGAUAAUACUGGAAAUGCAGACAAAGAUAGACAAUCAGGCAACAGAAAUACAGAAGUUAAAAGACAUGCUGAAGGAAAGAGAUGUACAAAUGGAAAUUCUUACAUCUUCAUUAACAUUAGAGCAGGCUCGGUUACCACAUAAACCAAUGACAAAAAAGGAUAAAACGUGAUGAAGCUAAAAAAGAACAUUAUCUUUUGAGAAUUAUAUUGAGAUUUAAGUAUGUAAACAAGUUUUAUUCCUGGUUUAAAACUGUCCAAUAGCCUUGUGUAACAAGGAUGACUGAUAUCAUUUACUGCAAACAGAAGUUCUUUGAAAUAACUUAAAAAGAUUGCCACAACUACACUACAUGUAUGGAUAAAUUAUGAAAUGAUAAAACAGAAAGAUUUGCUAUUUUUUACUUUAUACUUGUAUUGGCAUUGAGUUUGUCUUUUUUCAGAUUUAUACAAUAUACGACUUCAUGCAGGCUUUUUUCCGUAUAUCUUAGGAGUUUUAUCUCAUCAACAUCAACCAUGUAUUUUUGAAAACUUUUAAGGUUUGCAUAAAGAAAAAGCUGUUUAAUAUUCAAAUCAGUAUUGUAGAUAUGUAGAUAAAUUUUUGAUGAAAGAAGACAGUGUAUAUAGUGUAUGUGUCUGCUCAAUGUUGAUGGCCUUAUUGUAUAUACAAUGUACCACAAAGUUAUUCCUGUUCAUUUAACUUAUGUGAUUUCGUUACUUAGUUAAAUUGAAUAGACUUGAUUCAUAUAUCAAACAAAUUUGUGAGAAAGAGAUUAGUUUAUAAUAUUUCUAAGAAUGAGCCACCCAAUGAUUCAGGAAUUAAUUCCUAUUAAAUAUAAUGUGUAUAUUUGUUAUCAUUUUGUUAUAAACAUAAUCUUUCUAAUGGUUGUAUUUAUGUUUUUAUAUUUAAGAAAUCAAUUGUUUGAUCUCAUAAAUCGAUUGUUUUUUUUAUGCCCCAUUUAUGGGCAUUAUAUUUUCUGGUCUGUACAUCUGUUCGUCUUUUCAUCUGUCCGUUCGUUUGUUUGUCCAUCCCUCCUUCCAUUUGUCUGUUUGUCUGUCCCGCUUCAGGUUAAAGUUUUUGGUCAAGGUAGUUUUUGAUGAAGUUGAAGUCCAAUCAACUUGAAACUUAGUAUACAUGUUCAUCAUGAUAUGAUUUUUUUCAUUUUAAUGCCAAAUUAGAGCUUUUACUCCAUUUUCAUGGUCCAUUGAACAUAGAAAAUGAUAAUGUGGAUGGGGCAUCCGUGUACUAGGGACACAUUCUUGUUUUAACUUUUGAUUUUGAAAAUUGAUCAGGCUCUGUGUUCUGUAAGUAGAUAAAAAUAAAUUCUACCACUGCAUCGAGUAUAAUGACUAUAUUUCUCCUUUUUAUUAAUGUCCAUCCCCAAACAAUAGAUGAUGUUGCUUGCCAUGCCAAAACCUUUCUAGUACACCAUAGGUUUUGUCAACUGUCCACUUUAUACCAAUAAUUGUAAUAGUAUUAGAGAAAUUAUUUUUUUUCUUGUCAGCUAAUGACUCAAGUAUGCAUUUGCCAGUUGUAAUAUUUUUUUUUUAAAUGCUCAAAAAAGAAAUGCUCUUUUCAAUUGUUUUUGUUUUGUCAAUUCUUGCUGUCACAAUGAAAUUUUCAUUUAAAAAAAAAUAUUGUGUGUGCCUUACGAUUAUCCAUAUUCAUAUUGAAUCCAUAUCAGUCCCAAAGUCGGAUUUUUUUUAAAAAUUUUAUUACAUAAUUAUAAUAUCUGGAGUCUGUUUCACAAAAAAAACCUUUUGACUUACAUUGAUCGAGUAAUUCAGUAUACUUACGAUCAAUAUUAGUCUCAAGUUUUUUUGUGAAACCUUCUCCUGGUAUUAACUCUCAUAGAUGAUAGCGUUUAGAACAGUUUCUUAUUAGAUUAGAAAGUCAGUUUCCUGAAAACCCAGGUUUUAUCCAUCCCCGAAUAAAUGUUGCACCAAUGUCAAAGCAAAAUACCAAGUACGAAAGUACAUGGAUGAUACCAAGGUCUUUUUAUGGAAAUUGGUAAGAACAAAACACAAGAAUUAAAUUUUGCUUAUGAAUAUUUAAUAAUGCAACAUCGUGUACAUAAAUAUUUAUGGCAAAAAUAAAAAAAUGUGUUUUAAUUCAUGUUGCAAUUUUCUAAUAAAAACUUUGUAUUAAUUUCGAAUUCUGAAUUUAAAGUAAUCUAUAAACAGAAGUGAUAUUUUUUGUUAAAAAUAUGUUUUGCAUAUAUAUAUAGCUAUGUUUUAAUUUUGAUUUAUUAAUAUUAUUUUGACAAAUAUAUUAUAUUUGUAUGAUUACUAUUAACAUUAGUUUCAUGUAAAAUGACUAUGCCAUUUCAGAUUCUGAUGUUGAUAGUAUUUUCCCUUUCAAACAUUUUGAAUUAAAAUCUAGUUAGUAGAAGAAAAUUCCUCUGUACCUAUCUACACAUGUUUAUAUAGGAUUGCUACUAUAGAGUAUGCAUACCAGUUUCAGCUAGAUGUGUUGUUACCCAGUGUAUAUAUGAAAAUUGUCAAUCUCACUUCACGCUUAGACCCCAAUGAGACCCACUUUCUUACUUUAAUCUCAUCUGGAUUUAAGAUUCAUAAUUAUAAGUUAUCAUUCAGAAGACUUCUAUCAGAUUUAUAUCGUUUCACCACAAACAGAAAUUCUUUAUUUCUUCUGACUAUCAUAACUAUGGUACAUACAGUUUUGCUUGGUCAUCAUUAUAAAAUUAUAUUCAGGAAUCAUACCAAAAAUAUCAAGAUUCUGUUGUGGUCCUCAUGAAUAUGGUUUUACUAUUUUUAUACGACCGCAAAUUUUGAAAAAAAUUUCGUCGUAUAUUGCUAUCACGUUGGCGUCGUCGUCUGCGUCGUCGUCGUCGGCGUCCGAAUACUUUUAGUUUUCGCACUCUAACUUUAGUAAAAGGGAAUAGAAAUCUAUGAAAUUUUAACACAAGGUAUAUGACCAUAAAAGGAAGGUUGGUAUUGAUUUUGGGAGUUUUGGUCCCAACAUUUUAGGAAUUAGGGGCCAAAAAGGGCCCAAAUAAGCAUUUUCUUGGUUUUCGCACUAUAACUUUGGUUUAAUUAAAUAGAAAUCAAUGAAAUUUAAACACAAUGUUUAUGACUACAAAAGGAAGGUUGGUAUUGAUUUUGGGAGUUUAGGUCCCAACAGUUUAGGAAUUAGGGGCCAAAAAGGGACCCAAAUAAGCAUUUUUCUUGGUUUUCGCACCAUAACGUUAGUAUAAGUAAAUAGAAAUCUAUGAAAUUUAAACACAAGGUUUAUGACCAUAAAAGGAAGGUUGGUAUUGAUUUUGGGAGUUUUGGUCCCAACAGUUUAGGAAAAAGGGGCCAAAAGGGUCCAAAAUUAAACUUUGUUUGAUUUCAUCAAAAUUGAAUAAUUGGGGUUCUUUGAUAUGCCGAAUCUAAAAAUGUACUUAGAUUCUUGAUUAUUGGCCCAGUUUUCAAGUUGGUCCAAAUCUGGGUCCAAAAUUAAACUUUAUUUGAUUUCAUCAAAAAUUGAAUAAAUGGGAUUCGUUGAUAUGCCAAAUCUAACUGUGUAUGUAGAUUCUUUAUUUUUGGUCCCGUUUUCAAAUUGGCCUACAUUAAGGUCCAAAGGGUCCAUAAUUAAACUAAGUUUGAUUUUAACAAAAAUUAAAUUCUUGGGCCUCUUUGAUAUGCUGAAUCUAAACAUGUACUUAGAUUUUUGAUUAUGGGCCCAGUUUUCAAGUUGGUCCAAAUCAGGAUCUCAAAUUAUUAUAUUAAGUAUUGUGCAAUAGCAAGUCUUUUCAAUUGCACAGUAUUGUGCAAUGGCAAGAAAUAUCUAAUUUCACAAUAUUGUGAAAUAGCAAAUUUUUUUUUUAAUAAGAGUUAUCUUUCUUUGUCCAGAAUAGUAAGCAAGAAAUAUCUUAUUGCGAGAAUUUUUUUUAAUUCGAGUUAUCUGUCUUUGUCUAGAAUCAACUUAAAUCUUUGUUAUAUACAAUAUACAAUGUAUAUUCACUUUUUACUACCAACUGUUAAAUUUAAAUGAUCUUUACCAUUCAGUGAUAACAAGCAGUUUUUUUACAUCUUAAUAUUUUAUGAUGUAUUUAAAUGAGUAGUUAUUGUUGCAAACUCCAUUAGAAUAUUUUAAUUGAGAUUAGUUUUGGAAUAAGGGAAAGGGGGAUGUGAUUAAAAAAAGGGGGUAAAUUUUUCUCAUUUGAAAUUUCAUAAAUAAAAAGAAAAUUUCUUCAAACAUUUUUUUGAGAGGAUUAAUAUUCAACAGCAUAGUGAAUUGCUCUAAGAGAAAACAAAAAUUUUAAGUUCAUUAGAACACAUUCAUUCUGUGUCAGACUAUUUAAUCACAAUCCAAAUUUAGAGCUGAAUCCAGCUUGAAUGUUAUGUCCAUACUUGCCCCAACCGUUCAGGGUUCAACCUCUGCGGUCGUAUAAAGCUACGCCCUGCGGAGCAUCUGGUUGCCCUUUGUAUUGAAUUGUCCUCAACCUAUGUCGUCAUCAGA